Molecule: messenger RNA, 844 nt
Organism: Rotaria sp. Silwood1
Lineage: Eukaryota; Metazoa; Rotifera; Eurotatoria; Philodinida; Philodinidae
Source: the annotation of a GenBank genome assembly
AUCGUCAAGACCACCAUCAUCAGGUGGUCCAACAUCAAUGCCACCACCAACAGGCGUUUCCCAAUCGUCAAGGCCGUCACCAACAGGUGUUCCCCAAUCGUCUAGACCACCACCAUCAGGUGGUCCAACAUCUAUGCCACCACCAACAGGUGUUCCCCAAUCGUCAAUGCCCUCAAGUGGAUCAACCGCACGGCCCUUUGGAAAUGGCUCGUUGAGUUCAGUCCCAGCCAAUCAGACAUCACCAAGACCACCACCAUCAGGUGGUCCAACAUCAAUGCCAUCACCAACGGGUGUUCCCCAAUCGUCAAUGCCCCCAAGUGGAUCAACAGCACGACCGUUUGGCAGUGGCUCGCUGAGUUCAAUGCCGGCCAAUCAGACAUCACCAAGACCACCAUCAUCAGGUGGUGCAACAUCAAUGCCACCACCAACAGGUGCUCAUCAAUCGUCAAUGCCCCCUAGUGGAUCAACCGCACGGCCCUUUGGAAAUGUCUCGUUGAGUUCAAUGCCGGCCAAUCAGACAUCACCAAGACCACCGUCAUCAGGUAGUCCAACAUCAAUGGCACCACCAACAGGUGUUCAUCAAUCAUCAAUGCCCCCAAGUGGAUCAACAGCACGACGGUUUGGAAAUGGCUCUGUAACCUCAAUGCCAGGUAGUCAAACAUCAUCGAAUCUGCGAGCCUCAGGCGCUCAAACGUCAAUGCCACCACCAACAACGGGUCUUCAAAGAUCAACGGUAGGUGCUGGCAGCACAGGAAGACCGUCUGGCACGGUCGCUGUUACGUCAUCGACUACAACACUUCCAAACCCGAGUCGGAGACGUCGCCGUCGUGAAUCGUUUCCAUAA